CUCUCUCAUGCUGCAGUUUCAUAACAGAGCCAUCAGAGGGGGGGGAGGGACUUCUGCAGACACAAAAGGCUGAUGGUGCUGCCAUAAGUGACAGAAAACGGCACAGCAGAGCAGCAUAACAGUUAGUUUAGUGUGUGAACUGCUGCUAUGAGAAGACCAGACCAGCUGUAGAAGUUUAUCAUCAGCUCAAACAGACGGGUUGGACUUUGUGAAGAAAUACUUCAGUGGUGCAUAUCAACGAGGCUAACUACAUCAAUGAAGACACCUGGCAUGGCGGUCUUCAAGCAACAGAAUGUGGAUGAUUUCUAUGAAAUUGGAGAAGAACUGGGGAGUGGGCAGUUUGCAAUUGUCAAACGCUGCAUAGAGAAGAGUACGGGCGUUGAAUAUGCAGCCAAGUUCAUCAAGAAGCGCCAGAGUCGGGCAAGCAGGCGUGGUGUAAGAAGAGAGGAGAUUGAGAGGGAAGUGGACAUCCUGCAGCAGCUCCAGCACCCUAACAUCAUAUCGCUACAUGAUGUUUACGAGAACCGCACAGAUGUGGUGCUCAUCCUCGAACUGGUAUCUGGAGGAGAACUGUUCGAUUUCUUGGCUCAGAAGGAGUCUCUCAGUGAAGAGGAGGCCACUCAGUUUAUCAAACAGAUCCUAAAUGGAGUCCAGUACCUCCACUCCAAGAGGAUCACACAUUUUGAUCUGAAGCCUGAAAAUAUAAUGCUGUUGGACAGAAAUGUUCCCUUACCCCGCAUCAAACUCAUAGACUUUGGGCUGGCACACAAAAUUGAAGCUGGGGCAGAUUUCAAAAACAUCUUUGGAACACCUGAAUUUGUUGCUCCAGAGAUAGUCAACUAUGAGCCACUGGGAUUGGAGGCAGACAUGUGGAGCAUUGGAGUCAUCACAUAUAUACUCCUGAGCGGUGCGUCACCUUUCCUCGGUGACACCAAGCAGGAGACGCUGGGGAACAUCUCGGCGAUGAACUACGACUUUGACGAAGAGCUCUUCAGCAACACGAGUGAGCUGGCCAAAAGCUUCAUCAGACAGCUCCUGGAGAAAGACACGAGAAAACGGAUGACCAUACAAGAGGCCCUCAACCAUCAUUGGAUUAAGUCCUGCGUCCCCAUGGAAGAAGAUAACGCUGCCUCUGAGGUGGAGAAGAAAACGGAGCAGCUGCAAACAAAGCGUCUAAAGGAGUACACCAUCCAAUCCCACUCCAGCAUGCCUCAAAACAACACAUAUGCCAACUUUGAGCGUUUUGCCCAUGUAGUGGAGGAUGUCAGUCUGAUGGAGACGGGUCUGUCAGAGGUGGCAGGAGCCCACCACACUCUGCAGGGUGAUAUAGAAGCACUGCUCUCCAUCUACAAUGACAAGGAGGCCUGGUACAAGGAGGAGAGUGAGACUGCGAGGAAGCAGCUGUCGCAGGUUCGCUACGAGUUCCGCAAAGUGGAGGCCACCAGGAGGCUGCUGCAGGAGGACAUGAAGGCUAUAGAUGCCAGUCUGGAGAGCAUCAGCGGGAAGUACAGCCAGAGGCAGAGUCAGCUGGAUGCUCUGAGGCAAGAGCUGAACUCUGAGCUGCAGUGGCUGCAGGAGGUCAUGAGCUCUCUGCAUCCAGAAGGAGCCAACGGCAGCGUCCUCAGCAGCAGUCUGAACACGGACGUGAAGCAGGCGUUGAUAGAGCUGCUGCACCAGUCCUGCAGGAGGGAACUUUGCCCCGAGGCCAAACAGCCACUCACAGAGUCUGGCUAACAAACACACAAAUGAAGACACACUUUUGACUUUAAAAAAAAAGCUUAACAUGUUUUUGAAAAUGACGCUGUUUGAAUUCAGCACUUUGAUUUCUUUUUUCAGCACAACACAAAGUUUUGAAUGUAGUCUUUAUAUUUUCUUUAUUUCAAUGUUUUUUCAUGUGUAAACUAUGUAGUACAAUACUUUAAAUAAUAAUAAUAAUAAUAAUAGGUUUAGGAAUAUGAAUUUGGGGAAAUAGUCUUAUUUGCAUUCUUGCCAGGAAUUACAAAAGAAGACAGUACCACAUUCAUAUGUGUGUGUUGAAUACGAAGCUGCAGACAUUGUUUGGAUUAAGUAAAUGACAUGGAAAUUAGUGAGGUUUAGGCAGAUUUUGUAACCUUUGAACAGGUUCUCAUGGCCUGCAGUACUAGACCCAGCUUACUGCAUUCAGGCUACAGAUUCCUGUUUAACAGACAAAUAUCAGAGAGAUGACGAUCUCCUCAUCUCCCAAAAUGUUAAACUACUUCAUGACACUAUAGUAGGGAUUUUUCUAAAAGUGAAGUGAUAUUAACUGAACAUGAACUAGAUUUAUUUGUGCACACUAAACGGCUUCAUUGUUUUGAAGCAGUGAUGAUGAAGACUGAAUGUUUUUACUGUGUUAAAGACGACACGGCAUCGAUGGAAUGUAUCAUAAGUUCGCAUCUUUUGAUUGAUUGAUUUUUUCAUUCCAUUUAGUUUUUUUGUAAACUGUAAAUUAUUAUUUUUUUGUUUUGUUUUGUCUUUACAAUGGUUAUCCGUUUGUAAAGUUGUAAAUGUCAUAAAUAGAUUUUUUUUUGUUCUUCAGAUUAUUUUACAAACAUGCACUUUUGCAAAAUGUUCAAUUUAUUUAUUUAUUUUAAAAACUUGUUUUUUUUUAUUUCUUUUUCUCCUUUCUUGGAGAUGUUAUCUGAGCCAACAGGAAAAACAACAUCUAUGAUAAGAUCAUGUGUUUCGAGAUACGUCAGUGGUUUCUUUCAGCAUCUCGCCAGAAUUACACGCUUAUACACGUUUUGACAUCCGUCACUGUUGUCUAAACACUGAAAUAAAUGUGUAUUAUGUAUCUGAUUGUGUUUUGUGACCUGAGAUUUCUGUACAGUUCGCAUUGAUCCCCAGAUUACAUUGUCAGAAUUAGACCAGUACUUUAACAUAAUGUUUUUGAACUUGUAUUUGACAUUAACAUGAAAGAUGCUUGCUCUUUUAUUUCAUCCCUCAUUGUGUCU
Larimichthys crocea (large yellow croaker) is the source of this 2972-nucleotide messenger RNA. It is a transcript of the gene dapk2b, whose product is annotated as death-associated protein kinase 2b. The transcript is spliced from 10 exons. The record is from RefSeq and is a predicted model, not a curated record. NCBI's taxonomy places the organism in Eukaryota, Metazoa, Chordata, Actinopteri, Sciaenidae. Gene Ontology annotation, cellular component: nucleus; cytoplasm. Gene Ontology annotation, biological process: intracellular signal transduction; protein phosphorylation; positive regulation of apoptotic process. Gene Ontology annotation, molecular function: protein serine/threonine kinase activity; ATP binding. Bases 256 to 1734 code for a protein of 492 amino acids.